Leptinotarsa decemlineata (Colorado potato beetle) is the source of this 1320-nucleotide messenger RNA. It is a transcript of the gene Naglu, whose product is annotated as N-acetyl-alpha-glucosaminidase. Lineage: Eukaryota; Metazoa; Arthropoda; Insecta; Coleoptera; Chrysomelidae. The record is from RefSeq and is a predicted model, not a curated record.
GAUCAUGCAAGGCUGGCUAUUCUACUCGAGUCCAUAUUGGGAAAAUACUAACAAAGUGCGCGCUUUUGUUUCUAGUAUACCAAUGGGCAAGAUGAUAAUUCUGGAUCUCCAAUCCGAACAAUUUCCACAGUACGACAGAUUGGAACAAUAUUAUGGCCAACCGUAUAUUUGGUGCAUGCUACACGAUUUCGGAGGCACACUAGGGAUGUUUGGUUCAGCUGAGAUCAUCAAUGAGAGAGUUGUGGAAGCUAGAAAUACUAAAAACAGUACCAUGAUUGGCACCGGUUUGACUCCCGAAGGAAUCAAUCAAAACUAUGUAAUUUAUGACCUGAUGACAGAGUCAACAUGGAGGACGGGGCCUGCUGAUCUGGAUAUGUGGUUCAGAAACUACACUAUCAGAAGAUAUGGAGUGUUGAAUGAGAAUAUGACCAAGGCUUGGCAGUUAUUGCAAAAAUCUGUGUACGACUACGGUGGUUUGAUUAAAAUGAGGGGCCGUUAUGCCAUAACAAACACUCCCAGUCUGAAACUCAACAUAUGGACAUGGUACAACUAUAGUUACGUAUUUGACGCAUGGGCGCUCUUCUUGAACUCUGCAACAGAUCUGGCACACAGUCCUGCAUUCCUUCACGACCUAGUAGAUCUUUCAAGACAAGUUUUACAGAUUUAUGGAGACAUUUUCUAUAAAAAACUGAUAACCUCUUUUCAAGCAAAGAACUAUCGACAGUUUGAAGGAGAAGCUACAAAGUUUUUGACUAUAUUUGAUGACUUGGAAAAAAUACUAGCUUCGAAUAAAGCUUUCCUGUUAGGCCCUUGGUUAGCAUCAGCUAAAGCUUGUGCAAAUAAUUCUCAGGAGGAACAACUGUAUGAAUAUAAUGCAAGGAACCAAAUUUCCCUAUGGGGUCCAAAUGGCGAAAUUAUUAACUACGCCAAUAAACAAUGGUCAGGUGUUGUUUCUCACUAUUUCCAGCCACGGUGGAAGCUGUUCAUCAAUUACAUGAACGUAUCUCUCCAAACCAAAACGAAGUUCAAUGAAUCGCUGGUCAGACAGGAAGUGUUCAAAAAAGUAGAAGAACCUUUCACUUUCGAUAGAAGUAUAUUCCCAAUCCAACCAACAGGUGAUACUGUAGCAAUUGCUGAAGAACUUUACAGAAAGUGGCCCAAAGCGUUGCUUUCCUCAAAGUCAAGAUCUUUCAGAAAGAACAGAAGAAAAGGGCGGUCAAGCGAUGAAUUAAUUGAAGAGUUGGACUUUCAGAAUUAUGAGAAAAGAGAUCCAGAAGUAAUUGUAUUAGGAUGAUUUUUGAAUAAAUAUUCAAUAUCAAA